This is a messenger RNA of Castor canadensis (American beaver), 3567 nucleotides long. RefSeq names its product forkhead box O3 (gene Foxo3). The record is from RefSeq and is a predicted model, not a curated record. Gene Ontology annotation, cellular component: mitochondrial matrix; nucleus. Lineage: Eukaryota; Metazoa; Chordata; Mammalia; Rodentia; Castoridae. Gene Ontology annotation, biological process: regulation of transcription by RNA polymerase II. Gene Ontology annotation, molecular function: RNA polymerase II cis-regulatory region sequence-specific DNA binding; DNA-binding transcription factor activity, RNA polymerase II-specific.
AGGGGGAAUCCGGCCGGGACUGCUGCGGGAGUCGGCCGAGACCUGACCCGCGGCGCGCGCCUUAACACCCACGCCCGCAGCCCCGCGGCGCCGAGCCGCGCAGGCGCGCGCGAGCACACACGCGCACUCACACACGCACGCACACCAGCACACCCGGCCCCCGCCCCAGCCCUCCCCUGGGCGGGGACCCGCCCGCCUGCCCGCCGUCAGCCUAGGUUGAGGCUCCCUGCGUGUGUCUAUAACUUUGUGCUGCUGCCGCGGCCGCCCUGCUCGUGGAAGGGAGGAGGAGGAAUGUGGAAGAAGGCGGCGCGCAGGCUGACAGGAGGUUCCUCGGGCGGGCUGCGGCGGCGGCCGGAGCGCUUCUCCUUCGCCGGGGUUGCGCGCCCCCUCUUCGCCGUACCCCGGGCCCGUGCGGGAUUGUGCGUCCUCCCGCCUCGUCCCUGAAGGGAAGGAACCGAGGCGGCAGCAGCGGCACCCCGGAGCCGAAGCCCGAGCCUUCGCGGCGCCCCCGUCCCUCCCCCGCCGCACCCCGCCCGGGAGCGAGAGGAGAGCGCGAGAGCCCGAGCCGCGGGCGGCGGGCAGGCGGCGAAGAUGGCAGAGGCACCGGCCUCUCCGACCCCCCUCUCUCCGCUCGAAGUGGAGCUGGACCCGGAGUUCGAGCCUCAGAGCCGGCCACGCUCUUGUACGUGGCCCCUGCAGAGGCCGGAGCUCCAGGCGAGCCCGGCCAAGCCCUCGGGGGAGACGGCAGCCGACUCCAUGAUCCCUGAGGAGGAGGACGAUGAAGACGACGAGGACAGUGGCGGUAGAGCCAGCUCGGCCAUGGCGAUCGGCGACGGCGGGACCGGCACGAUGGGCCCCGGGCUGCUUCUGGAGGAUUCGGCCCGGUUGCUGGUUCCGGGAGGGCAGGACCUCGGGUCCGGGCCAGCUCCCGCGGCAGGCGCGCUGAGCGGGGGCACGCAGACACCACUGCAGCCUCAGCAGCCACUGCCACCGCCGCAGCCCGGGGCGGCUGGGGCCUCUGGGCAGCCGAGGAAAUGCUCCUCACGGCGGAACGCCUGGGGAAACCUGUCCUACGCCGACCUGAUCACCCGCGCCAUCCAGAGCUCCCCAGACAAACGGCUCACUUUGUCCCAGAUCUACGAGUGGAUGGUGCGCUGUGUGCCCUACUUCAAGGAUAAGGGUGACAGCAAUAGCUCUGCUGGCUGGAAGAACUCUAUCCGGCACAACCUGUCACUGCAUAGUCGAUUCAUGCGAGUCCAGAAUGAGGGGACUGGGAAGAGCUCUUGGUGGAUCAUCAACCCUGAUGGGGGAAAGAGUGGAAAGGCACCUCGGCGACGGGCCGUCUCCAUGGACAACAGCAACAAGUACACCAAGAGCCGUGGCCGUGCAGCCAAGAAGAAGGCAGCCCUGCAGACUGCCCCAGAGUCAGCAGAUGACAGUCCUUCCCAGCUGUCCAAGUGGCCUGGCAGCCCCACAUCCCGCAGCAGCGAUGAGCUGGAUGCAUGGACAGACUUCCGCUCACGCACCAAUUCCAAUGCCAGCACGGUCAGCGGCCGCCUGUCACCCAUCCUGGCAAGCACAGAGUUGGACGACGUCCAGGAUGAUGAUGCACCACUCUCCCCCAUGCUGUACAGCAGCUCAGCCAGCCUGUCACCGUCAGUAAGCAAGCCGUGUACUGUGGAGCUGCCACGGCUGACCGACAUGGCAGGCACCAUGAAUCUGAAUGACGGGCUGACUGACAACCUCAUGGAUGACCUGCUAGAUAACAUCACGCUCCCGCCAUCCCAGCCAUCACCAACGGGGGGGCUCAUGCAGCGGAGCUCUAGCUUCCCAUACACCACCAAGAGCUCUGGCCUGGGCUCUCCAACCAGCUCCUUUAACAGCACCGUGUUUGGACCCUCAUCUCUGAACUCCUUACGCCAGUCUCCCAUGCAGACCAUCCAAGAGAACAAGCCAGCCACCUUCUCUUCCAUGUCACACUAUGGCAACCAGACACUCCAAGACCUGCUCACUUCAGACUCACUCAGCCACAGUGAUGUCAUGAUGACCCAAUCAGACCCCUUGAUGUCUCAGGCCAGCACUGCUGUGUCUGCACAGAAUUCCCGCCGGAACGUGAUGCUUCGCAAUGACCCGAUGAUGUCCUUUGCCGCCCAGCCUACCCAGGGGAGUUUGGUCAAUCAGAACUUGCUCCACCACCAGCACCAAACCCAGGGCGCUCUUGGUGGCAGCCGUGCCUUGUCGAAUUCCGUCAGCAACAUGGGCUUGAAUGACUCCAGCAGCCUUGGGUCAGCCAAACACCAGCAACAGUCUCCUGUCAGCCAGUCUAUGCAAACCCUCUCGGACUCUCUCUCAGGCUCCUCCUUGUACUCAACUAGUGCAAACCUUCCUGUCAUGGGCCAUGAGAAGUUCCCCAGCGACUUGGACCUAGACAUGUUCAAUGGGAGCUUGGAAUGUGACAUGGAGUCCAUUAUCCGUAGUGAACUCAUGGAUGCUGAUGGGUUGGAUUUUAACUUUGAUACCCUCAUCUCCACACAGAACGUUGUUGGUUUGAACGUGGGGAACUUCACUGGUGCUAAGCAGGCCUCAUCUCAGAGCUGGGUGCCGGGCUGAAGGAUCACUGAGGAAAGGGGAGGUGGGCAAAGCAGACCCUUAAACUGACACAAGACCUACAGAGAAAACCCUUUGCCAAAUCUGCUCUCAGCAAGUGGACAGUGAUACCGUUUACAGCUUAACACCUUUGUGAAUCCCGCUCCAUUUUCCUAACCCAGCAGAGACUGUUAACGGCCCCUUACCCUGGGUGAAGCACUUACCCUUGGAACAGAACUCUAUAAAGUAUGCAAAAUCUUCCUCAUAGAGGGUGGUGAGCUACCUGCCAGCAGAGGACAGCACCCGUCAGCAUCACCCACUCUUAUUUAGAGCACACCGUGAGCCCCUAUUGGCGAUUCUGUGCUGUUUUAAUAUCACGAUGGUUUUUGGGAUGCUUUAAAUGUUGUUUUUGUGUUUGUUUUCCUUUGAUCCUCUUGAGUUUUUCACAUACAUAACUUGCAGUAUUUUUCUGUUAAAAUGUUAACUGUCCUUCCCCUGGCAAAUUUAAAAACAGAAGGAAAAUAUUGUACCAGUUACAUUCUAGCUUUGGGCGUCACAAGCUUUUGAGCCCAUGGAACUCCAUAAACUAACACAUUACAUAAACUAGAGGGGGAUUUUCUUUCUUCUUUUGUUUGGUAGAAAAUUAUCCUUUUCUAAAAACUGAACAAUGGCACAAUUGUUUGCUGUGCGCACCCGUCCAGAACUGAACCACACAAAGGCAAAACAAGUGGAGCACAGCAUCCAACCCGAGAUGUUUCCAGUUCUGAGUUAGGGUGGUCUGAAGAUGAGUCCCCCAGCACCUGCUCUGUAGCUGCCCAGUCAGUAGGACCCAUGGUCUCCUGUCAGUCUCUUCAGCUAAUGCAGUGUACAGAGUUGACCUAUUGGUUAGAAACUAGAUCUUUUCAGGAAAGAAAGCAGUUCAGCUGUCCACUCAUUUGCCAAAUGCCACUGAAGGAUUUAGUUUUAAGGAGAAAAGGAAAA